AUGCAGGCGUCCCUCAGAGACCCCAGAGCAGUGGACAGUAAUGUGAAAACGAUACUCAUGUCGUGUCUGAAAGGGCAACAAGUCAUCAUUAAAAUGGAGGCAAUGAAAAUCAUCCACCCGGAGAAGUUUUCGGAGCUGCAGGCCUCACAGCCACGCUACGCGCCAGCCCCGCGCCGUGAGCCACCCCUCGUGGCCAAGCGUGCAUGGCCCUCCGAGUCCGAGAUCAUCGUCAACCAGGCGUGUGGGGACAUCCCCGCCCUGGAUGCCACCCCCGGCCCCCUGCCGCUGCCCCGGACUCCCCCUCUGCCCCGGCGAGAGCGCGGGUACCAGAGCCAGAGGAAGGGCAGCUCGGAGGUCUGCUACCACCGGCAGCCACCGUCGGACGAGGGGAUCGUCAAACAGUACGCGCUGAUGCCGGCCGAUGCCCUGCCCCCCAACCCUGUCCAAUGGAGCAGCGACACCGACCGCAGCUGCUACCAGACCUUUCGCCAGUACUGCGGGGCUGCCUGCACCUGCCACAUCCGAAACCCGCUGUCUUCCUGCACCAUCAUGUGA
Messenger RNA from Charadrius vociferus (killdeer), 555 nucleotides. It is a transcript of the gene RNF208, whose product is annotated as ring finger protein 208. The record is from RefSeq and is a predicted model, not a curated record. Bases 1 to 555 code for a protein of 184 amino acids. Lineage: Eukaryota; Metazoa; Chordata; Aves; Charadriiformes; Charadriidae. The transcript has 2 exons.